GGUUGGCAGUGCUGUCAUCUGGGAACCCUGCUCCCGAGUCCGGCCGGAACUCCAUUCCUUUUUGCGUGUCCUUGGAGUCUAGCACUAGAGUUCAAACAAAGCACGAUGUUUUGGUUAUUAUUUGUGGGAUUUUGGAUAUACCAACCGUGCUUCAGCUUUGAUGAAGGUGUAGGGGAACAAGAAGUGGGUGUUAUUGGCCAUUCAUCAAGAGCCUAUGUAAGGGAAGCACGAAAUAUUAGUGAAAUGAAAUUAGUUUCAAGAGAAAGUUACCUGUCAUCUACUGAUGGGAAAGGACCAGAUUUUCAUGAGGAAGUACUACCAUCAAAGACCAUCAUUCAGGAGAAUUUCUCAGCCAUAACUUCAUCUUCAAGUAUUGAAAAUAGCGAACUUUAUCCAUAUUUAAUCGGUAAAAAUUAUACCAUUACAACAGAUCUUGGAUCCUUUGAAACAGACAGAAGUAACUAUAGCAUAGUGAAAUAUAAGGCAGGAACCAACCAUGUGUCUUUCCUUUCAUGGCAGGCUCCACAUUCAAAGCUUUCAGUAAUGCCUGAGGUUUUCAAAUCUGAAGAAUAUACAGAUCACACGGUCAACAUUGCUGUUCGUAAAGUCAAGGAUGCAGAUACGAUGCUGGCAAAGUCUAUAUUAGCUUUCCCUACAACUGCAGAACAAACUCAUCCAGUAAGAAUGGAAAACAUGGAUCCAGUUGUGAAAGGGAAGUUGUCAGACAUGUUGGAGUAUGAUAAUCCAUCACAUUUAAGUCUUACUUCAAAUUCUGUAAAUAAUAUAUAUACAGCAUUUACCUCAACUUUAACUGCUUCAGUUAAUCAAAGGAUUGCCACAAAUGUUGGAAGUGUGUCUCAUUUCGAUGUUGAUCCAAAUUUAAGUUUUAAUAGUAUAUUAGAAGAACAGUUGUUCAAGACACACUUUUCUGAGGCAAAAAUUUUGUCAAUUUUUCCUACAAAAACUUUGGAGAAAUUAUCAACUGUGGCUGUAUCACCUAGUCUCCCUGCUGUGACAUUCCCAAGCACCAUGUCAUUACAAAAAUCUUCCAAGGUGACAUAUAGUUUCUCAACAGAAUUAUUUCCCAGUACUCAGUCUGCAACAAAAUCUUCCCAGACAUUAGUUAAAGGAUUUUAUACCAGGGAAGGUUAUCUUGGAUAUUUAAAAUCUUUUGCAGGUAAGCUUUUGGAUUUAUUUGAGAAAACUUCUCAAAAGGAAAUGACAUCUAAGCAUAUGCAAAGUUUUUCUAAUUCAGGUACUUUAAAAGUGUCAGAUUACACUGUUUCAAAAACAUUACUAGCUGAGCAAGUGGUGGAAAUGUCAACCCUUCCAUUCAGCUCCAGCCCAGGUUCAGAAUUUGACAAGGAAAGCCAUAAUUCAAGUAAAUUUUUUCUACAUCCAGGAGAGAGACAGUUAUCGACUAGUGAUGAAUUACCUAAUGGAGUGCUAGAAUACGUAUCGUCUGUUUUGGGAAUUUCCUUGGAGACAGAGGGGACUCUUAAAGUAGCAACUAGUAAGUCUCCAAGCAUAACAUCUGCUACUACAUUCAUAAGACCUCAGACUUUUUCUGGGAGGGGUACAACCUUGGCUAAUAAAAGUGAAUCAUUAAGUGGCUGUUUAGAUGAAAUGUAUGAAUUAAAAGAAAGCCAGACAGUCCUGCUCGAUAAGUUAAGUGACCAUUUGGCAAAUCAAACAAUAACAGAAAAUUUACAAAGAAAUACAUUGAUGUUGCUUAUUAUAGGUGGUGUUGUCAUUCAGAUACAACUAAUUCUUGGUCUAGUCAUGAUUUGGUGGUGUUUGCAUGGGAAAGUUAGAAGGUUCCUUAACAAUGAUUCUUUAGUUGUAUAUGAUGGCCUCUCUAAAGUUGUAAAUUUCAGAAAUUCUGUGAAACUGACGGAAGAAAAUGCGGGGCCAUCAGUAGUGUCCAAAGAUGAGAGAAAAAUUAAAUUUUCUGCAAAUUCUCAAGUUCCCAAACACAUAACCACAGCAUUAUGAAAUGUGUCUUGAAUGAGGUAUUGCUGUAUAUGUUGUUCCAGAUGUUUGUUUUACAGAAUAAGUUAUUUGUUUCAAAUAGAGUAAAUUAUUAAAAGUCUUUCUGUUUCCCUUGCAUAAACUUUUGAGGCACUGAGUUUCAAGAGCUUUUGCUAUUUAGUUACACUAUGCAUGCAUAACUCUUAAAAUGUCUUUUUAUGUUAAUUUUCUUGUUGCAAUAAGGGCAGUGUAGUUUUGUAAGAUAUGAUGCUGCUACUGUUGAAAAUAAGUUUCAAAUUGAUAUGGCAGAAUUGAGACCAGGGUAACAUUUUGAAAUAAUCCUCAUAAAUGACAUAUAUUAAAACCUUGGUAAUCUGAACCCUUUUAAUCUAUGCCUUUGGGUAUUCUGAGAAAAAAAUUUAAUCUGCCAGUAAGUUUGGCUUGGACGCUUCAUAUUCAUAAUAAAAUAUUAAGGAAUAAGUAAA
Macrobrachium nipponense is the source of this 2456-nucleotide messenger RNA. RefSeq lists its product as uncharacterized. Lineage: Eukaryota; Metazoa; Arthropoda; Malacostraca; Decapoda; Palaemonidae. The coding region runs from base 106 to 1995 and encodes 629 amino acids. The transcript has 3 exons. The record is from RefSeq and is a predicted model, not a curated record.